Messenger RNA from Phacochoerus africanus (Common warthog), 6794 nucleotides. It is a transcript of the gene ARMCX3, whose product is annotated as armadillo repeat containing X-linked 3. Gene Ontology annotation, molecular function: protein binding. Lineage: Eukaryota; Metazoa; Chordata; Mammalia; Artiodactyla; Suidae. The coding region runs from base 737 to 1876 and encodes 379 amino acids. The record is from RefSeq and is a predicted model, not a curated record. Gene Ontology annotation, cellular component: mitochondrion. The transcript has 4 exons.
AGGGGGAUGUUUGGGGAGGAGCCCAGAGAUCCGGAGGUGGGAACCUGGUGGGAACCGAGGCCGUAAUCUGCAAAGGGAGCUGUGGCCUGGGUGUUGGCCCCCCAGUCCUUCAGGACAGUGCUGGCCGGGAAAAACUGCACUUAGCGAGGGGGGAGUGCAACGUGAUGUGUCAGCAGAAGCCCCCGAGAGGGGUAAUGGGGGUGGGAAACCUUUGACAACCAGGCCUCCGAAUUAGGAAAGAGUUUUCUGUUCUGGGAACUGGUCCGUCCACCAAGCACUCGGUAGCGUCUGUUUCCCGUCUUUCUGUGACGGUUUUCCUGACCAUGGCUCUGUGUCUUGUGGGUCCGAGCCUCUCCCGGGUUGCCAGUCUUUCUGUAGGUUGCGGCACUACGGCAGGCUACAGAAGAGGAAGGAAAUUAACCCCGAUCGGUGAAGGUCGAUUUGAGGGUCUGCUGUAGCAGGUGGCACCACUUGAAGCGAGGGAGGAAGUUUCCUCGGAUCAGUAGAGAUCACAAGGGUUGUUGGGCGUGGCACACCUCCAGGGGAGGGAAGAAGGGGCAAACUGCUUGUCUGGAGGAGGUCCACUUGUAGUAUCAGCUACUGUGGCCUUGAAGUGGGGCUGAAGACAAGACGAUCACCCUCCGCAGGCCUGCACCCAGCCAGGCCUAUAGCCAUCCUCCCCCAGCCUGAGUGACUACUCUGUUCCUUGGUCCCUGAUACUGUCAGGGACGAUUGCAUGGGCUACGCCAGGAAAGUAGGCUGGGUGACUGCGGGACUGGUGAUUGGGGCUGGCGCCUGUUACUGCAUUUACAAACUGACUAGGGGAAGAAAACAGAACAAGGAGAAAAUGGCUGAGGGCGGGUCCGGGGACGUGGAUGAUGUUGGGGACUGUCCUGGGGCCAGGUACAAUGACUGGUCAGACGAUGAUGAUGACAACAGUGAGAACAAAGGUAUAGUAUGGUAUCCACCUUGGGCCCGAAUUGGGACUGAGGCUGGGACCAGAGCUAGGGCCAGAGCAAGGGCCAGGGCUACCCGGGCACGGAGGGCCGUCCAGAAAAGGGCUUCCCCCAAUUCAGAUGAUACCGUUUUGUCCCCUCAGGAGCUACAAAAAGUUCUUUGCUUGGUUGAGAUGUCUGAAAAGCCUUAUAUUCUUGAAGCAGCUUUAAUUGCUCUGGGUAACAACGCUGCUUAUGCGUUUAACAGAGAUAUUAUUCGUGAUCUGGGUGGUCUCCCAAUUGUGGCAAAGAUUCUCAAUACUCGGGAUCCCAUAGUUAAGGAAAAGGCUUUAAUUGUCCUAAAUAACUUGAGUGUGAAUGCUGAAAAUCAGCGCCGGCUUAAGAUAUACAUGAAUCAAGUGUGUGAUGACACAAUCACUUCUCGCUUGAACUCAUCUGUGCAGCUGGCGGGACUAAGAUUGCUUACGAACAUGACUGUUACUAAUGAGUAUCAGCACAUGCUUGCUAAUUCCAUUUCAGACUUUUUUCGUUUAUUUUCAGCGGGAAAUGAAGAAACCAAAUUUCAGGUUUUGAAACUCCUUUUGAAUUUGGCUGAAAAUCCAGCCAUGACUAGAGAACUGCUUAGGGCCCAAGUACCAUCUUCGCUGGGCUCCCUCUUUAAUAAGAAGGAGAACAAAGAGGUGAUUCUUAAGCUUCUGGUCAUAUUUGAGAACAUAAUUGACAAUUUUAAAUGGGAAGAAAAUGAACCUACUCAGAAUCAGUUCAGCGAAGGCUCACUUUUUUUCUUUUUAAAAGAAUUUCAAGUGUGUGCUGAUAAGAUUCUGGGGAUAGAAAGUCAUCAGGAUUUUUUGGUGAAAGUAAAAGUUGGAAAAUUCAUGGCCAAACUGGCUGAGCAUAUGUUCCCAAAGAGCCAGGAAUAACUUCUUGAUUUUGUAGUUUAGAAGCAACACACGUUGUAAACUGUUCCUUUUCUCCACCUUGUUUAUAUGGUAAAGGAAUUCUUUCAGCUGCCAAUUUUGAGUAAUGAAUAUCAUAUUGUAUCCUCAACACUGAUAUUUAUCUGAGUUGGUCUUCAGGCCUAAGCUGGAUGAGUGAAUAUCACUACUUGUUCUGAAAACACGUUUGUUGCUUUUUAUCUUGCUGCCUAGAUUGAAAUAUUUUUACUCUUUCUUCUGCAUAAGUGACAGUGAACUAAUUCAUCAUAAAUAAGCUCCUUCCUGUCAUUUGCAUUGACUUCAUUUGUGUAUCAUCAAUAAAGUUGUGCAUUAAUGCUGGGAAAAAAAAAGAAAGAAAGAAGGAAAGAAACCAUCCUUGUCUUUCAGUUUAUAAUCUAGUUGGAGAGAUAAGAAACAUGCAAACAAAAAGAUAACAGAAUAACUUGAACAUAGAUACUCAUUGUCAAAUAUGUGAGCUCAGAGCACAGAGGAAGCAAAGACUUCUGUGGGAUACAGUAGUCAGCUACAGAUUUUUGGAAAAAGUGGUCAUUGAAAAUGAAUUCUCAGUGGGGUGGGUAGUUAGGGCAUUCCAUGUGAUGGGAGUGAGGGGGGGACUGGUGUGAGAAAAGCAUGGAGGUAGGAACUCUUCCUAUGACAGUGAGGAGACUAGUCUGCUUAGAGAGUGUGGAAGUAAACAGAUUUGGAAAGCCAGCUGCAGCCAGUUUGUGAACUCUUUGAAUAUUAUUCCACUGAACACUGAGAGCCACUAAAUAAUUCUGACUAGGAAGGAUAAUUGUAAUUCAUAUAAAAGUCCCUCUCUCAUCUAUUGUGCAAUGUCCAUGAGGGUGUGGCAAAAUGGACCCUUUCAAAAUGGACCUUACAGUGGCACAGGGUUUGUGAAGGGCCAUUUGGCAAUAUAUAUCAUAAGCCUUAAAAUAUGUAAACCCUUUGUCCUAAGGAAAUAAUUGAAACAUUGGCCAAAGAUAGUAUUACAAGGCUGUAACUCUCAGCACUGUGUGAAAGAGUAAAAAUUGGAAACAACUUAAAUGUCUAGCACACUGGAUUGGUUAAUAAAUUAAGGAAUGUUCACACGGUCUAAGAUAAACAUGUUGAUUAGAAUUCAUAUUGCCAGGAAAAGAUAUUCAUCAUGAAUUGUUAAGCGAGAAAGGUAGGUUAGAUAGCAGUAUUUAUAGUAUGAUUCCAUUUUUUUUGAGAAUAUAAACAUGUUUAAGUAGAUACUAAAAACUCUGGAAUUAAAGAUAUCCAAAGAGUAACAGUGGUUAUCUUUGGGUGAAAGGAUAGAGUAAUUUUUACCUUUUUACUUUUUAUUCAUCUACAUAUUCUUAUUUAUGUAAAACCAAUAAUUAUUUUUCAAAAAUUUUUAAAAAAGAAAAGCAUUAGGAAUGAAGCAGUGAUUGGUUGGAGCAUGUACUGAGCCGAAAAAACAAUUAAACAGGAGAUGGGUUUAAGUUUUCUCUUUGAAAUAAUAGGUGAGUACUGAAGAUGGCACUCAUUGUGAGGACAGAUGAAGAAAUACAUGCAAAAUACUUAGAAUGUUUUGGCACAUAGCAUUUAAUUAAGAAAAGUGAGUACGCUUAAUUCCCUAGAAUUCAGGACUGAUCAUUCUUUUGGUUGACCUUUGUUUUGCCGGGGGCGUUCUGCCACGUGUCAGCAUCAUUUAAUAAAUAAUAAGAACAAUAAAGGUUAGCAUUUAUUAAGUGACUAUGGUGUAGAGUUCUGUCAUUCCUGCAAGGCAACUGUUAAAAUAAUUUCUCAAAUAAAUAGGGUUUCCUUAUUUCUAAGGACUCAAAGUGUUUCAUCAGACAUGAUCUUACCCGCUGUCACAACAUAUUCCUAGUUAGUUUGGGGAUGUUAUCCUGCUUUAUACAUGAGGCCAGGAAAGAGUAAAAUCUCUGUUUUAGCCCCAGGCUUCCAUAUACUUUCUCUAAUGUUGCCUAUAGUAGACAAAAGGACCAAGGACUGCUUGCCUUAAAGUUGUUGGGUAUGGUGACCCUAUUGAAUUAUGCACAUGUGGGGAUUCAUUUAACAUCAGUUUUAGGGGUGGAAUGAGGUCAAGGGAACUAAUAUUUUUCUUGCAAAAAAGAUUUGGGAGGGGAAGACUAAUCCAUUUAAAAUAAAUUGAGUUUGAGGUACCUGUGGCACAUCCAGAUGGAGACAGAAUAUUGUCAUUUGAAUUUAUUGAUCUGGCACUCAGAGAAGACUAGGCUGCAGAUACAGAUUUGGGGGUUAUCAGAGGAUGAGUGAUCAUUGAGGGCAUGGAUGUGGAUGUGAUCCCCAUAGAGAAGGUACAGAGUAUAAGAGUGGACGGCUGCAGAAAGAACUAGGUAAGGGACUAAGGCAGCUGGAGAGAGAAGCAUAGAAUUGCAACUGUGUAUACCUUUCCAGACCUGAAUCUUCAGAGCCUGAUUUAAAAUUUAUCUCUUUUUCUCCUAAAAGUUAUUCACUAAAGAUAAUUGAGAAAAUAGAAACAAUUAAACCAAACUUGUCUCCUGACCCAUAUCUCUAUCUUGAACAUCUAAAAAAUGUUAAGAUCAAGUCAUGUUGAAAUUGGGGUGCUGAGCAACUUUUCUUCAUGGGCUGAAAAUGAGGUUAACUUAGGUAGUGAAAAGCCAUGAUGAGGCAGGGGCACAGGCCUGACUCUCAUCCCUUUCUCCCUUCCCAUUCUUCUUCCCUCUCCCUCUCUCCCUCCCUCACACCUCUAUCUUUACUUCCUCCUUCUGAAAGACCAUUGGCACUAGUCUCUUUGUGUGUCUGUGUCUUUUGGGGGUGACUGUUUGAUCCCCAUGACACCAGGCCAUGCACCAGUGGGCAUUUACUAUAGAAUGAUAAUUGUUGCUUUGGUUAUCUGGUGACCCUGGGUGUGCUGGAUGCCAGGAUUUUUUGGACCUUGGUGGAACAGAGACUGAGAAGGCACUAGUCAUAGCAUGGCACAGCCCUAUGGUCACCGCAGGUAGUUUUGAUGUCCCACACCUGGUAUCAUUUGGAACCGAGUCACCUGGACUUUGGGUUGGGAAGUGCUGUGUGAGACAGAUGUGUGACUGCCUGGUCCAGGCAGACCACAGGGCCAGCCCAGCCACACGCGGAUGUCCCGAUGCUUUCCCAUCGGAGGUUGCCCCUCUCCAUCAUCUUGACAAGGGCAUAGUUCUAGGGUUGUGGCCGUGAUGAUGGCAGCUCCUGGGGGCAGGGAGGAGGCCAUGUCCUCUCUUUAGAGAGGAUGGCAGCUUCUGGGAAACUGAGGGAAUCAGAAACUCAGAGGAUAUCCUGCUAUUUUGGUUUUUCUCGCAUCUAAUGGUUUUAGGAAUUUAAGUGGGCCUAUCCCAGUCAAAUGUGUUCAGAGGUGACUUUACAGAGAUGGAGUUUAGUUCUCUUAUAAAUCAUCACCCAAAGCAUACUAUUUCAAGGCUCAGGAAACUGGUUUUCUAUUUUUAAAGUCGUAUGUCACUUGCCUUGCUUCAAAGAGAUUCUAAGUGUAGCAAAUUGAUGUGGUUGAGGCAAAUUUUGUGUUUGUACCUCUGUUUGGUUAAUUUCUCUGCUAAAUUCUCUUGGGAAUGGUUUUGCCGAGAAUGAUAAUGACUAUUUUCAGUGCUAUCUUUUUACGUUCAUUUUAUAUCACAUCCCAGUCUGAAGGUUUUUUUCUGAUUUCUCUGUUUACCAACUAUGGCUCUUUUCUUGCCUUUAAACCAGAACUAUCAUGCUGCCAUCUGAGGUGCAGAAGCCUCGCAUAAUGGUUCCUGGUGUGCCCUGCUCUGAGGUGUGGUAUCAAGCAGGAUAACACAUGUUUACUUUCAGAGAUGUGUAUCUCCAUGCUUGACCCUCUCCGUUGGGUCCUUCUGGGGCCUUGUGUUAAGGGCUUGGGCAAUGCUGGGUUUGGGGAUAGGCCUGAGAAAAGGGAUCAGGGAAGAGGCAGGAGAGAAGCCUUAUUGGAGGGGUCACUUUAUUCUGACAGGUUCAUGCCAAUGGAAUUCAAUCCACCACUGACAGUGGGCCAAGGGCAACUCUCUGCGCCUGUUGACCAUUCACAUUUUUAAAAGUGAAAGAGUAAGUGUGAUACAAGCAUUUUUGUUUGGGCUCUAAUGAGCCUUCUGUUUAUUGAGCAUUUCUAAGUUUGCACAUGGACAUAGCAUGUUAUUAAAUGGGGUGGAAUUUCUUUUUAAAAAUAAAAAAAGAACGGCAAUCUAUGUUCUUAUAAGAAAUGUAAUUACCGAAUAGGCCAGGUUCUUAGUGUUCACUGCUCAGAACAUUCUGUCCCUAAGAUCAAUGUACUUCACAAAGCAAAUUAUCAUCAGAACGUUGUUUAUUUAGUGCUCAGGGAAUCAGGGCAAGUUGACUUAGCUAGAUUUUAGUACUGUCAAAGUAGGAGAACCUGAUGCAUCUGUGUCUGCUAAGAGGAUUGACUUGUAGUUGAAAUCAAACACUUGUAUUCAAGAGCUAGAGCAUGUUUCUCCCAGAACACAAUUACCUAUUUUGUCUGCCUAGAUGCUCUUUGCCAGAGGUGGAUCAUCAGUUGAUGGUUGUUUUAUGAUUGUUAGGAUGUUAUCAGUUAGCUCUCAUACAGAGUUUGAGAAAUUUUACUUUUACAGCAGGAGAAAACUGUAGUAUUUGCAAUGUAUUUGCUCCUAGAUGCUGGUUAGUAUCUCCUUUUUUUUGGAUUUUUUUGGAUGGGUAAUCAUAACUUGUUAUUGAUUUUUUGAAAACCUAGCAAAAGAAAUUGUCACCUCUUUAGUUCUCCCCCCAUUUCUAUUUCAAUCUUCUGUUCACUUAAAUGUGGUUUAAAAAUAAUCUUGCUAAUUUUUGUGGCUUUCUUUCAAUGUUAUAAUGAACACAUUGACACAAUAGAAUGGAUCAAUAAAAGAAAACUUAAUUUUUACCUUCUUCCAUCAUA